Piliocolobus tephrosceles (Ugandan red Colobus) is the source of this 1659-nucleotide messenger RNA. RefSeq names its product zinc finger protein 830 (gene ZNF830). The transcript has a single exon. The record is from RefSeq and is a predicted model, not a curated record. NCBI's taxonomy places the organism in Eukaryota, Metazoa, Chordata, Mammalia, Primates, Cercopithecidae. Gene Ontology annotation, molecular function: zinc ion binding; nucleic acid binding. Gene Ontology annotation, biological process: mitotic DNA replication checkpoint signaling; mitotic DNA damage checkpoint signaling; nuclear DNA replication. Bases 32 to 1150 code for a protein of 372 amino acids. Gene Ontology annotation, cellular component: spliceosomal complex; nucleus.
AACCAGAAUCGCUUUGGGUCUGGUCGCCAAGAUGGCGUCCUCCGCCUCCGCUAGGACGCCGCCCGGGAAGCGAGUGGUAAAUCAAGAAGAAUUGCGGCGGUUAAUGAAGGAGAAGCAGCGUCUGAGCACCAAUCGGAAACGGAUAGAAUCUCCAUUCGCGAAGUACAACCGUUUGGGGCAGCUGAGUUGUGCCCUGUGUAACACCCCGGUUAAGAGCGAGCUCCUGUGGCAGACUCACGUCCUGGGAAAGCAGCACCGAGAGAAAGUGGCCGAGCUGAAAGGCGCGAAGGAAGCCAGCCAGGGUUCGUCCGCCAGCUCAGCGCCUCAGUCCGUCAAGAGGAAAGCGCCGGACGCAGAAGGCCAAGACGCCAAGAAAGCUAAGGCCACCUUGGUGCCUCAGGUACAGCCCUCCACAUCUGCGUUGCCCACCAACUUGGACAAAAUAGGAAAGGAGUUCAUUAGAACAACUUCCAGUAAGCCUUCAGGACUCAGUUUACUCCCCGAUUAUGAAGAUGAGGAGGAAGAGGAAGAGGAGGAGGAAGGAGAUGGAGAAAGAAAAAGGGGGGACGCCAGCAAGCCGCUGUCCGAUGCACAGGGCAAGGAGCACUCCGUUUCUUCUUCGCGGGAGGUAACAAGUAGUGUGCUGCCAGACGAUUUCUUUAGUACUAAUCCUCCCAAGGCCCCCAUAAUUCCUCAUUCAGGGUCAAUUGAGAAAGCAGAAAUACAUGAAAAAGUGGUGGAAAGGAGAGAAAACACCGCGGAAGCGUUACCGGAAGGUUUUUUUGACGACCCUGAGGUAGAUGCAAGGGUGCGAAAGGUUGAUGCCCCAAAAGAUCAGAUGGACAAAGAGUGGGACGAAUUCCAAAAAGCCAUGAGGCAGGUCAACACUAUUUCCGAAGCCAUAGUUGCCGAAGAGGAUGAGGAGGGACGGUUGGACCGACAGAUUGGGGAGAUCGAUGAGCAGAUAGAGUGUUACCGACGGGUGGAAAAGCUACGGAAUCGCCAGGAUGAAAUAAAAAAUAAACUUAAAGAAAUCCUGACCAUAAAAGAACUGCAGAAAAAGGAAGAAGAGAAUGCUGACAGCGAUGAUGAGGGGGAACUACAGGAUUUGUUGUCUCAGGAUUGGAGAGUGAAAGGGGCAUUGUUAUAAGGUUUUAAAGACCCAAGGUUUCUAACAGCCUCUGCUAUUGUAUAAAAAGUGCUGUCUCUGAGUAGUAUAUCGGUUACUUCAUGCCUAGAGAUUUUCUAGAGAUUUGGGUACCUGGAUUGCUAAACUGGAUUGUUAAGAUAAAAUGAGCCAGUGAGCUACAGCACUUUGGAAAAUUUGUGUAAAAUGUUUUUGAGGUAAAGUUGUUUUUGAAAUUUCUGAAGUGUUAUAUACCAAAAUGCCAACUUUUCCACAACAGACUUAACUGUAUAAUUUCGUUGUAAAAUCUGUAAGUUGUAAAUAUUGUACACAGUUAAAUCUAUAUUAAGUAAUUCUGUUUUGAAAUUUUUUAAUUAAUAGAAAGACCAACCGGCAAACUUUUAGAUGAAUGCUCACUGUGGUAUUUGUAAUGUAUUUAUCUUCUGAACCCUACAUCAAGUUGAAAAGGUUCGUUUUCUUGUUUCUUUGGUUUUUUAGAACACUUCAUGAACACAUAAGUCAUUGUAGGUUAA